UUUCUCAUUUAUGAACUGUCAGUCAGUUUAUUUUAUUUACUGAUAAAAAACAAGUAGACAUUAAUUCCUCACUCCGCCCCAUCUAUCUGUGACCUACCAUUUCCGUUUAAAAAAGUUCAGUUUGCAGAAAGUUUGAGUUUUCUCGUUGUGUGAUUAACGUAAAACAGAAACAAAAAAACAAUUUCAGUUUGGCUUCUUUAGAACCUGCAAAGGCCAGACAUUCAAAAUUUCUGUUGCCUCCCACAAUUCCAAUUGCUUUUCUGUAGGAAAUUUAUUGUGCGUAAACUGUUUACUGCUAUAUAUUCACUUUUUUUUUUCGGUUUCUGGGAUUCUGAAAGCAAAGAACCUAUUUUUAAUAGCUUGUUGGAGAGUGAUAGUUACUGUUCUGCGGUGUAGGUGGUGGUUGUGUUUAUGGAUUUAUGGGAUUUAUCCGUCUUGCAGAAGCCAGAAGUAGCCGCGAAGCAUUUAUGAUACGAAAUUGGUUGAAUUGAAGGUCAAAGAGAGCUGUUUUGGAAUAGUUGGUGUUGGAGGGGGUUUGGUACUGUUCCUUUUUGUUUUUUCCUGCAAUUUUAGGCUGAAUCCAAAAAUGGGAUUUGGUUUUCUUGGUUCUUUUUUUAUUCUAACGCUGUUCUUUAAGCCUUUGGUUUCUCAACUACCCAAUACAGACGGGUUAUUUAUCUUUGAUUUCUUGCAAAAAAUGUCCUCAGAUUCUUCCAAAGAUUAUGACUUCUCUGGCCCUUUUUGUUCAUGGAGGGGUGUGUCUUGUGAUGCCAAAAGAGAGAAUGUUGUGAAAUUGGAAGUAACUGCGUUGGGUUUAUCUGGUGUAAUUCCUGAUGACACGAUCGGGAAAUUGUCGAAGCUUGAAACUUUGGAUCUGAGUAGUAACAAAAUCACUUCUUUCCCCUCUGAUUUCUGGAGUUUGGGUACACUUAAGAAUCUUAAUCUUUCCUUUAACCAAUUUUCUGGAAAUCUCCCAAGUAACAUGGGCAAUUUUGGUCACCUACAAAUUCUUGACCUCUCUUUCAACAAUUUCUCUGGGAGUAUCCCUGAAGCAAUAAGCUCUCUUGUCAGUUUGGAAGUUCUUAAUCUUAGUCGGAAUGGAUUUGAGUCAAACAUUCCUUUGGGGCUAUCACAAUGCAGGUCCUUGGUUUACAUUGAUCUCUCCGUAAACAAGCUCAACGGCUCUCUUCCUCGUGAUUUUGGUGCUGCACUGACGAAGCUGGAAUUCUUGAACCUGGCUAAUAAUGAGAUUGAGGGCCGGGAUUCAGAUUUUUCGGGGAUGAAAUCGAUCAGAUAUCUUAAUAUUUCGGGCAAUCUAUUUAAGGGUUCAGUUGUUGGUGUUUUUGAAGGGCCUUCGGAGGUGAUUGAUUUGAGCAGAAACGAAUUUCAAGGCCACAUUGCAGAGGUAAAUUUCAGUUCCACCUUCAAUUGGUCCAAGUUGGUUUAUUUGGAUUUAUGCGAAAAUCAGCUUAGUGGAGUGUUUUUCAGUGGCUUGAAUUAUGCUCAUAAUAUCAAAUACCUUAAUCUUGCACAAAAUAGAUUCACCAGACAACAAUUUUUGUCAAUUAAUAUGCUCUCCAAUUUAGAGCAUCUAAAUUUGUCUAGUACUAAUUUG
Olea europaea var. sylvestris is the source of this 1615-nucleotide messenger RNA. Its product is annotated as probable LRR receptor-like serine/threonine-protein kinase At2g24230. The transcript has a single exon. The annotation marks the transcript as partial. Gene Ontology annotation, molecular function: protein binding. NCBI's taxonomy places the organism in Eukaryota, Viridiplantae, Streptophyta, Magnoliopsida, Lamiales, Oleaceae. The record is from RefSeq and is a predicted model, not a curated record.